AUGAUCGAUUCAUGUAUAAGAAAGUUAUAUACAGGUGUUGCGGCAUUUCAUCUGUUUGUUGAAACCAACGGUAACUUCCUUCAGAUAACGGAUUGUGAUUCCAGACAUACACACGAUGGAAAGGUGAUCCCUAGAGUGCUCCCUUCAGUUACCUUUGUUGGCGUCGCUGCUCUUGAUCCAGAUCCCGAAUUUGCAAUGACUUUUAAGAACCUAUUCGACAAUGCUUCCUUUCGUUCAUUUGUCGAACUUCAGGAACAGUUCACUCGAUUUGACGAAAUAACCGGCGCGUGCUAUAUUCGACGUCACACCACAAAGCUCCCUCAUAAUCAUAUAGAUCGUGGAACCUGUGUCUACCGACGUCUAACACUCGAAUGUAAACACUCCGGUACCUUCAGAAGUCGUUCUACACACGGCGUAUCCCGGAAGUCGAAGAUGAUCAACUGCCCAUCACGGAUAAACUUUAUCUACGAGAAUGGCGUCCUAAAGCUUCUCAACUACAACCUUCGUCAUAAUCAUCUUCUCUCUCCAGCUGCAAUUCCCAGAGAUGAGCCUCUUAAUACCGUUUCCAAACGGCGUUUCCAUUUGUGUCGUCCAAGUAGUAAGCGCCGAAACUUAACAGGAGUUCAUUCGGAUGUAGAUAAACAUGAAGACAACGUUCCACCUGAACCGACUUCGGAUACCAUUUGGCACACGGGACAGGCCUUAGUUUCUGGAAGUUCAAGCCAAAUCAAUCCCUUUGUGAGGGUUUCUUCUGAAAUGCCGCUGCACUCAAGCAAACUGCGUCAGCUGAUGUCUGAAAUGAGGGAUAGGUCGUGUUGA
This is a messenger RNA of Echinococcus granulosus, 819 nucleotides long. RefSeq lists its product as hypothetical. The transcript is spliced from 5 exons. NCBI's taxonomy places the organism in Eukaryota, Metazoa, Platyhelminthes, Cestoda, Cyclophyllidea, Taeniidae. The coding region runs from base 1 to 819 and encodes 272 amino acids. The record is from RefSeq and is a predicted model, not a curated record.